Molecule: messenger RNA, 273 nt
Organism: Oldenlandia corymbosa var. corymbosa
Lineage: Eukaryota; Viridiplantae; Streptophyta; Magnoliopsida; Gentianales; Rubiaceae
Source: the annotation of a GenBank genome assembly
AUGUUCAAGGGUGUUGCGGGUCAGCAUCAGGCUGAUGACCCAGCUGAGGGUGAGCGUGAGAGUCAGGGUGAAGAUGAGGCUGAGGAUGAGGCUGAGGAUGCAGACCAGGAUGAUCAGUUUGAGGGUCAGGGUUAUCAGCACCAUGAGGAGCAGGGAUCGAGUCAGACUCUAGGGACUCCACCGUUGGCUGUGAGUAAAGGCCAGAGAGUGACGAAGGAGCCCGAUAGAUUGACUUAUAGCCUUUUUCGGGCUAAAAAGCCCAAGAAGAAGUAG